Messenger RNA from Cyclocybe aegerita, 1647 nucleotides. Lineage: Eukaryota; Fungi; Basidiomycota; Agaricomycetes; Agaricales; Hemipholiotaceae. The record is from the annotation of a GenBank genome assembly.
AUGAUAUCGGUUCCUACUAGACCUGAGGCUACGAGAUUACUUUCUCUGGUGAUGGUCAACGAGUUUAAUUUGGAGUGGUCCGGCUUCGCGGCCCGGGGUAUCGAGUCCUCGAAAGUUGCUUUCUCCGAAAUCGACCAAAUCAUCGCCGAAGUUAAACAAACGCUGGAGUUCAUCACGCUACAUCGAAAUGAAUACGCAAGACGUACAGAACUUUACCAGCACGCUCUGUCGAAGGCUCGCCUUCUGCCAGACGAGGUUUUGUCGGAAAUUUUUCUGCAUGCCGUUGUCGACCAGGCGAAGGACAUGGCCCAACUGCACAUACGACACGCAACACACGAUUCUCAAAUCCUUCCAUACAUUGGAAGAAAUAACACGGACAGCCAGUCUAUGACAACGAUUACCCGCCGCCUCGGGAAGGCCCUCAAACUUUCUCGCUCCGUUCCGCUUAGAGUUUGCUUCAAAACUCUGAUAAGCCGAAUUGAUCCAAUUGUCGAGACACUCUCGCCUUAUUCCGAUCGUUUCGACCACCUUGAGGUAACUAGCUCCCUCUUUUCGCUUCAAAAUCUCACUUUGCAAAUUCGCGGGAAUCUUGCCUUGCUGAAUUCCCUUCGGCUUUUAUUAUGGGAGGACAACACGAGAGAUGCAAAAGAGCUAUCUCUCCCUCUUUCGGGAUUUCUCGAUGCACCAUCGCUUCGCGAAAUAGUGAUCAAAGUGGCACCCCUCACCCAUGCGCGUCUAGAGACCUGGAUAGCUUUUCCAUGGCGUCAACUGAGCAAGGUGUCUGCCUCGGGAAUUGAUAUUCGGUCCAUAAUGUCCUUCCUCUGCGCAGCGACAAUUCUAGAGCAAUGCAUCCUGGGGCGCGUUGUUCUCCUUCCCGCUGAUGAAGAUAUUAUAACCCCGGUUUCCAAUACAUCUCUGCGCGAGCUCUGCAUCCAUUGGGCCAACGAUAGACCCGUUGGAAACGGCUUCUUUGGCGCUAUCACUCUUCCGGCCCUCCAGAAGCUCUCACUCACUACGAAUGAGAUAAACUUCACCCAUCUAGCUGACUUCAUUCGCAGGUCGUCUUGCAGCCUGACAUUCUUUGACGUCGUAUGGGAGCGCUUUGCGGGAAACCCCAGUCAUCUUUAUUCCCUAUUUCAUUCUGUAACAGAUCUUGGCAUUGGGGCACAGGACUUCAUGAAAGCCUGGAAAGAGGACCCACAGCUCUUUCCCAAGUUACGCCACUUUCUGAUUACCAGAGAUGACGAGUGCCACGUUGUUGCAACUGGCCCAAACAUUCUUUCCGUCACUGAUAAAGCUGGUGCAUCAUUUGUGACACUCGAUGCAUCCCUCUUCGAAACAGUCAUCCUUUGGGCUCCCGCUUUUUACGACGAGCAAUUCCGCAUUCUGGACCGCUGGCCUCCGAAUACUCAAGAUUACGAAUUCCUUCUCCAACGGGUUGCACAACUGAACCAUCUAUACAAGAACUUCAGUACCAGGGAUAAGGAUCCUGUGGUAUCACAGGUAGCUAAAGUCUUGGUGGACAUCGAAGGGAUUGGAGAUAUCCCGGUUCAAUUUGUUCACGUACGUGCACCGUUAACGUCUGAUCCCGUAGGCAUCGUCGCUGCUCGAUAUCCUUCGACGCCUCCUUUUAUUUCUCAGUUCUGA